Molecule: messenger RNA, 264 nt
Organism: Arctia plantaginis
Lineage: Eukaryota; Metazoa; Arthropoda; Insecta; Lepidoptera; Erebidae
Source: the annotation of a GenBank genome assembly
AUGAUUAAAUAUUUUUUAGAAGACAAUGAUCCAGAAAAUCUCGGUUAUACUCUGAGUUUGAAAACUGGCUGUAUAUUUAUUGCUUCGUUUGGAAUUUUGCUGUGGUGUUCAGAUCUUCUCUUCGACAAACGAUACAAGAUCGUGACGUAUUUGAACGAGAGCCGGUACAAGCUACUAUACUCUGUAGUAUUCACUUUGUAUGUCACUUGUAUACUCGCCCUAAUUAUACAUAUAAUUAUACAUUACAAGUUGUUUCCUUUAUAA